AUGCUCGACAUCCCCGAUGAGCAGAGCGCGCUGCAAAUAAAGUUCCUAAAGGCGCUUGACUUGUUCUGCAUUUUUAAGUUUAUCAUAACCAAUGACGUAAAGAUACACGAGAGGGAGACGUACGACCUGCUGAAAAGCAUCCUCAACUCGUACUCCCGCAUCAAUAUUAAAAAUCCGUCUAGGAAAAUAUUUUCCGAAGGGGAAAAGAUAUACAAGAAGUACUUUUGCAAUAAUGGGGAGGAGACGAGCACAUCUGCCUGUGCGGGUUGUGAAGCGAAACUCGCGCCAGACUCGGAAAACGCUCAGCAAAAUGGCCCCACUGCACAGAACAGUAACACAUACGAAGGGAUAAACAACUACGGGGAAAUCUUCACGAAUGACUCCCUCUUCUCGAAACACCUAAGUAACAAGCAAAUAUUUCAAUUCUUUAAAUUCCCGAAAAGUAAAAAAGUGGGAGACUACGUGAACAAGUGCUGCGUGGACGAACUCAUAAACGAGCCAUUAAACAUAAAUGUAGGAUUCGUAAAAUUUGACCAGAAAAAAGGACGCAAAAAAAAGAGGAAGAGACCCAAAAAAGGGACAGUUAACAUUCCUACAAAUUUGUGUAAAUAUAGCAGCGACUCAGGGAUACAUAAUUCUCGCUUGAAGAACUCUUGUAGUUGUUUCUACGAAUCAAAGGAAAACUCCAAAAUUUUUACAAAUAAUUUUAAAAAAGUGAUCAAUGAAGCGGAUCUAUCCGUCUCCGAUUCGUCUGAACUAUUUACCAAUUUGAAAAACCCAUUUGUUAAAGGUCCAGCCAGUAGGUGCUUCGGCUUGAACAACCCCAACUGCAGCAACUCUGAGGAUGAAUCCGAUUAUAACUACUACAGUGAGAAUACCAAUAGGGAAGACGCGGGCAAGGCACCCCACAAGAACAAAAACUUCAAAUUACGCAAUCAGUACUUGUCGGUCAAGUUAUCCCUGUACAACUCACGCCUGUGUAAUAACGGGGGGAAGGCAUCCCCUGGGGGUGCAACGGACAGUGGAGUCUCCAACACGGAAAACGCCGUCAAGCUGGUCAACCACCCGAACUACCAUAGCCACGCUAACAGUGCAAACGGUGCAAUGCAUGGAAACACUGCAAUCCAUGCAAACCGUGCGAACCACUUUUACGACGAGACCUCCAUGUGCUUCAAUCACUUCUACGAAAUACACAACAUCCUCAACCGAGAUCCCAACGGGCUACGCAAAAUAAAAAUCAUGAUAAAAAAAGACAUAGGAACAAUCAGCAUAUCCCCAUUCUACGUAAACUUCGACUGGACCAGAAUAUUUAAAAAAGUCUGCACAGCAUUUAACUUCACCAGCUUUAAUUACAAAAAUCAAGGAAUCUACCAGAUUAUAAACUCCUGUUUCACUACGCCAGAAUCGAGGGAAAUUUUAAAACACAUUUUCCUCGACGACCUUUAUGAGCAGCAAGAAAUAUUUGACAACGAAAUGAAUGGCAAAAAAAAUGCCAAGAAAAAGUAUUUGCUCAAGAUGAAGAAUAAAGAGCAUGUUUUAGAAAUUCUGGACGAUGAGAAGAGAAUUAACGUCCUGUAUUUUAUCAAUCGCUUUCUAUAUUCGCAGAAGACGCCGCUCUCCAAUUUGUUUGCAAGUCAUUGCGUGGAGAGAGGCGGUAAUUCCGGGGAGGACGCGAGCUCGGAGAGGUUUAUCCGGUUGAGUGAGUCGGCCCAUCCGUCCCCACCGUUGCAGGCCAGCCCCUCCUGCGCACCCGAUGAAGAUCCCCCCUUCGACGAGCUCACCAUCGAUUACCUACUCUUCCUAAUGAUCUUCGAAAAAAAAAUUGACGAGAAAUUUCACAAAUACUUGCUGCACAAAAUUGACUCGUGCAGAGAUUACUUAACAGAUGAGGGGCACGAUAAGACUGCCUCCAUCGUAUCAUCCUUCGAUUCGCAAGCUAACUGCAAUGCCUCUCAUAACAAGGUCAGGAAGGUUGAAUGUAGUUCCUUCCACCUGGAUGAGCAGGUAGAAACAAAGCAGGUGAAGGAAACCGAUUCAUCUGAUGCUAGGAAAAGUCGCCUUGAGGAGUUUAAACAGGGGGAAACAUCUUCUGGAACGUUUGGAGUAAGCCCCAUUGUUCAGAAUGGUGACCUUGCGGGAGGCGAUAAAAUGGAAGCUGCUUUACCUUCGGGGGAGAGGAACCCCUCAUCCAACGUCAACGGGGAGUUAACUUCCGUGGGCUCGUUUACGUCCCUCACGUCAUUCACGUCCUUCGGGACACAGGCCACCAUAAUUACGCAGGAUAGUAUCUCCACGCAGAGUCCCACCUCAACGAACGCCACCGUCUGUCGGCAGGACACCCUUACGUCGAACAAUGCCAAUACACAAACCACAAAUGGAAUCCAAGAGGAAGCCAUAACUGCAUCACCCCCCUCAAACGUAGCAUAUAUCCAAUCGGAGUGGAAAGAAUGCCAAGACAAAACGAAAGUUAUAGAAAAAACGAAUGAAGAGGUGAAUGGUUGUACGAAAGGUGCCACAACUGAUGGCUACAAAGAAAUGGAAAACGGUAUCAAAAACUAUGAACAAAAUUAUUUCGAACAGUUAAAAAAAACAGACCUCCCACCUGACGUAGAAUCCAAAUAUAAUAGCAAAGCAAAAUACGCGUCGGAAGUGCAAAACGAGGUAACCCUGCUCAAGUGCAUAAGACCCUUCCCAACAGUCUACUGGCUAAUAAACAAAAACAUGUGUGGUUACAUUUCCCACUUGGAAAAAAUGAACAUAAUAAAAAAUAUAGAAUUCUUCGUAAAUUGUAAAAAGGAAGAAUUUCGCCUGCUCAGAUAUUACCUCAUCUAUGACCAUCUAAAAUAUAUAACAAUUCGUUUGAGACAUAUCCACAAGAGGAUUUUGCGCUUCUUUUACGACAUAUUUUUAAAUAGCCUUAAUUUUAAGAAACAGUUCACACAGGAUCAGAACAACCAUUGUAUGUCCUCCAUUUACGCAAAUUCAUUUGAUUUCUCUCCUCAUGUUUUAAGUAAAUUAAUACAUACAUAUCAGAUUGACUCCCAAGUGGUGAACGAAAUCCUUCGGAAGAUUAACACUCUACGGGUUAAAGGAAUUGGAGGCAUUUCAAACUUCCUAACCGUUAAGUGUAUACACCUUUAUUUUGCUUCUCAUUUGUCCUAUCCAAAUACCAUUGGAUAUAUUUUGGAGGAAAUUUUCAAGUCCUGA
Plasmodium coatneyi is the source of this 3207-nucleotide messenger RNA. Its product is annotated as Rhoptry protein. The record is from RefSeq and is a predicted model, not a curated record. The coding region runs from base 1 to 3207 and encodes 1068 amino acids. The transcript has a single exon. NCBI's taxonomy places the organism in Eukaryota, Apicomplexa, Aconoidasida, Haemosporida, Plasmodiidae.